Messenger RNA from Rubroshorea leprosula, 1482 nucleotides. Lineage: Eukaryota; Viridiplantae; Streptophyta; Magnoliopsida; Malvales; Dipterocarpaceae. The record is from the annotation of a GenBank genome assembly.
UCAUCAUCAUCACCUUCUUCUUCUUCUUCCUCUUCUUCUUCUUCAUCUUCAUCUUCAUCUUCACCGUACUGCGUCUUUCUUUCCUCUUACUCUCUCCUCUUCAUCCCUUCAUUUCAAUUUUAAUUUUCCACAGUUGCAAAAUUUAGAAAACCCAGUUUCUUUAACAAUCCCCUUGAUCGACAUCUGUGUUUAUUUACUUUUUUGGGGAUUUAUCUUUUUCGGGGGGUUUUUUUGGUUUUGAGGUAAACCCUAGAUGUUAGAGCCAUGGAUAUAACGGCUCCAACCACCAACACGUUAAGUAAUACUACAACCAAGUACUCUCCGGAACCGGAGAGCGAGACGCCUACCCGGAUCCAACCCUCGAAGUUUACAAACGGUGUUCUCAAGCGCCAUCACCACCACCACCACCAUCACCACCUCGCGCCGCCUAUUGUCAUCAUCUACAAGGAAUGUCUCAAGAAUCAUGCAGCUAGCUUGGGUGGUCAUGCGCUGGACGGAUGUGGUGAGUUCAUGGCGUCUCCUUCUGCUACCCCUACUGACCCGACUUCACUCAAAUGCGCUGCCUGUGGCUGCCAUCGCAACUUCCACCGCCGCGAGCCGGAGGACCCGUUUCCCCCGCCCACCACAGCUACCAUCGAGUUCCAGCCACACCACCGCCAUCACCCGCCUCCGCCUCCACCAGCGUCACAUCGCAGCCCCAACUCUGCAUCUCCCCCACCGAUCUCCUCGUCUUACUACCCUUCAGCGCCUCACAUGCUCCUCGCGCUCUCUGGAGGCCUCUCCGCACUCCCAGAUGGUACUAAUACAUAUUCCCAUUUGCCGGCCAACGCCAAAAUAUCCGCUCGAGGAGUGGGGGUAACAAACACGGUACUGAAUUCAAAAAAGCGAUUCCGGACGAAAUUUAGUCCGAUUCAGAAGGAUAAGAUGCUCCAGUUCGCGGAAAGAGUCGGGUGGAAGAUGCAGAAACGAGACGAUGAGCUGGUGCAGGAAUUCUGCAACGAGAUUGGGGUCGAGAGAGGGGUAUUGAAAGUGUGGAUGCAUAACAACAAGAACACCAUCGGAAAGAAGGAUUCAAACGGCGGCAGUGCCGGUGGGAACAACAACGGCGAUCCCGACAGUGGACACAACAUUGACAACAACGAGAACCAUGAGAAUAACAACAUCGGGCAGAAUCUGAACCACCACUACGAGCACGAGAGCGUCGCGCAUGUCGCCACUAAUGGGUCAUCUUCCUCUUCUUGAUUAAGAGAUCAUACCUCGUUUUGAUAAUAAGGACUUAGAAAAGAGUAAGGAGACUGUUAUUAGCCGUUUUUCUUCUUUAGUUUCUGUCUUUCUUCCUCAUUUUGUUACUAAUUAGUUUAAUUAAUGAUGGUAAUCACUUUGUUGAGAUAACAUGAGAGAUUUGAUCUAAAGGGAAUUCAUUUUCAUCUUUCCUUUUUUUCUUUCUUUUUUUCUUUUGUCGAAUUAAUUCUAGUAGGAAUU